AUGGCUUCUGCGGGAGCUCCUGCUGCCACUGGAGACUCGAUCGAGCUUCCCAUCGUGGACAACGACCAGAACUUCAUCAUCCGGGAGUGUAGCAACGCGAUCGCAAAGCUCAUCGUUCUUUCCAAGAGGCAGCAAGCGCCUACCGAUGAGGCCUGCGAUACUUCACACCCGAGAUUCGGACUCGGGGCCGAGGCUCUCCAUACACGCUGGACAGCCACCAACCUCGAAGACGAGAUCGUUGCCACCGGUUCCGACAACGACGACGAUGAUGGCGGCAGCGGCACUGAGGCUAUCGUAGCCUCUUCGACCAGGAAGCAUUCCUCUACGGCUCUCAACACCGAAACCCUGCGUCUGCCCCAUCGCGCCCAUCCCAUCUUUGGUCGAAAUGGCAUCAUGCAUGGCCUCUUCAUUACUGUUUCAAAGCGUAAGACAUACGGAAUCAACCCUAUCUACAAGAACGAACAGCGCGACUCCUCCCAAAUCGGCGACAACGGGCUCACCGCCGGCGACUGGUGGCCUCUUCAGUCGGCGGCCGUCUUCAACGGCGCUCACGGCUCGUGGUCUGGCGGUAUUGCGGGCAAAAAGGAGGGCGGCGCCGUCUCGAUCGUCACCUCGGGCUACUACGAAGACCUUGACCGAGACGACGGGGACACUCUUUUUUACUCGGGCUCGGGAAGCCACGACAAUACGAACCCCACCGUCAUCAAGGAUACCAGCGGAACGCAGCUGAUGCGUACGGCCCAGAACAAGGGUAAUCACAUUCGCGUACUGAGGUCGUCCUCGAGCGGUGGUGGUUCGUGGUGCCCUUCCAUCGGCAUUCGCUACGAUGGCCUUUACGGUAUUGUUGGCAGACGGACUCUCAAGAACAGGCUGGGCGGGGUGUACGAACAGUUUGAACUCCAUCGCCUGCCGGGGCAGCAAGCUCUCAACAGCAUUCAGCGUCGAAUUCCGACAGGCCAACAGAAGCGUCUGUAUGAGGAGAUGAAGAACGGUUACUAG
This is a messenger RNA of Verticillium alfalfae VaMs.102, 999 nucleotides long. RefSeq lists its product as hypothetical. The coding region runs from base 1 to 999 and encodes 332 amino acids. The transcript is spliced from 2 exons. The record is from RefSeq and is a predicted model, not a curated record. Gene Ontology annotation, molecular function: ubiquitin protein ligase activity. Lineage: Eukaryota; Fungi; Ascomycota; Sordariomycetes; Glomerellales; Plectosphaerellaceae. Gene Ontology annotation, biological process: protein ubiquitination; negative regulation of gene expression via chromosomal CpG island methylation.